GCGAUCUGCAACGAUGGCCCCGUUGAGGACAUCACCACCCUUCUCACCCUCAAAGCGUCGCUCUUCAUUCUCGCUCUGUCUGUCCCUCCACUCUUUACUCGUUUUUCUGACACAUCUGACAGUCAUGUUCAGUGUCCACGCGCCGACGCUCCUUUGUCCCCAAGAAUUACACCUUCGCGCCCAAUGUGACGCCGAUCAGCUACCCAUCGGACCCUGCCUCUCCUUCCUCGAAUGCACGCUCGAGCUCGAGUCCCAAACCUGAAGGAUCUGAUGCUGAUACUAAGGAGGCUGAUGAGCUGGCUGCACUGGCAGCUGCCACGGCGUCAACUCAAGCCCCAUCACGGCCGCGCCGGCGCGGCGGGCGGAAGGACAGCGUAGAUCACAUUCCCCGUCCUCCGAAUGCCUUCAUGCUCUUUCGACAGAACUUUGUUCAUCAGCGACAUGUCCCAGGCUCAAUUGAGACGAGCCACAACUCUUUGAGCAAGAUUGUCGGGAAUUGUUGGAAGUCUCUUCCGAGCAAGGAUAAGAAGGUCUGGGAGGCUCUUGCAGAAAAGAAGAAAGAGGAGCACAAAAUCCAAUACCCGCACUAUCGCUUCCAACCAAAACAUGAUCCAGAGAAGAAGCGUAAGCGCCAGGCGGUACGAGCUGCAGCAGAGAAAGCCGAACGCGAGCGCUUGUUGCGUGAGCAUGGCACUGACCAAUCGACGCCCCAAGACACAAACCCGGACAAGUUACAGCUUCAGGAAGCGAAUCAUGACCAAGAGAAAGAGCGCGCAAUGGCCAGCCGUCGCCAGCAAGUCUGUGCGAUGCACAACCACCUUGGACAUCGUCGCUCGAGUUCCGUUCCUCUUCCUUCGGAAUCGUACCCUGGAUAUCCGUAUACCAGUGAUUUCGGCGGACCAUUUGCUCAGGGUGCGCCAGCCGACCCAUUCAACUUCGCGAAUCCUGCUCUUGCACAAGCCCCGCCUGCGAAUUCCAAUGCUCCCACGUCGAAUGGCAUCACGAUUCCAACGCUUCCAUCUAGCAUUGGUGGUUUCUCAGGUUAUUGGUAUGGUACCAACGGCAUUGCAAAUGCUGAUCAGACAACUCCAGCGAUAUCAGAACAAGCUGAUGCUCUGUUGCCGCUUCCGCACUUACAUGCACCUCAACCGCGCUCAGCGAUACUUUCUCGCUCCGCUUCACCGCGCGUCCCGAUGAAUGGCAUUGGUAUGAGCUCAAUUGCUGGAGGGUUUGGUGAAUUUAGCGGGAUGAGUUCCAUGGGAAUGGGUACUGCGAUGAACUACAUGGGUAUGGGUCCCCGCGCGUCUCGUCAGUGGGCUCUAGGUCAGCUUGGACGACGAGCAAGUUCAACACAGCCGAUCUUGCAGCACCAGUUGGCGUCUGGUGUUUUUGCCGACCUUCAGUAUGGCGCUCAAAGCAACUUCCCACAUCCCGGAGCGCCUUUCGGACAAUAUUCCUUGCAAGGAUUCCAGCAAGGAGCCUCUGGGCCUUUCGACUUUGGAUCAGGUCACAAUCAGCAACAAAGUGCAUUCGACGGUUUUGUUGGUGCUGUUGCAGAGGGUUUCACAAACCCAUUCGCCUCUUCCAACCAACCGACAAGUGCCGCCGUGUCUAAUGCAGACCCAGCUCCUACACCCGCUCCAGGCUCAUAUCCUACUCCACUUGCACCAAACGCGAUGUGGUAUCAAGUGGAUUCUGUCGAUCCAAUGACUCCGGUCCAGCAGCAGCCGCAUUCGCAAGGUUCGGAAACGUCAGGAUGUGCUCAAGCCCUUCCUCCGGUUGACACUGGGGUGUUGAACCCGGCAUUUGACUUUGGCAAGACUGCACAGGGCAGUUCCGACCUAUCCGGGUCCGGAGCUUCUGUAGACGUACCUUCUUCUCCUAAGUCGGCGUCGGCGUCUGCACCUCAUAGUGCAAUGCGGGCACACUUUGGUCCGACGUCUGCACCCGUGCAAAGUUCUAACUCGGCUCCCGGAACUGGAAUGCGCGAUUCAUUCGACUUCAGCGCGUUCAAUGCCUUCUUUUCUCAGAACUCGGCCCACCAUCAGCAUCAGCAUCAAGUUCAGAACCAGACUCAACCGCAGGACUUGCAAGGCUUCGAAAACGUCGCUCAACCCACUAUGUCCUCCAGUGCGAACGGAUUUUCGAUUGUACAGCCGGUGCCGGUUCGCAAGGUGGGCUUACCCCGUGUCCCUGAGACGCAUUCGGGUACAUCGCAUCAUCAAGAGCAGGCGUAUCCUCAGCACGGUAGCUAUCAAGAACACUAUGUUCCAGAUCAGGCGCAGCCAUAUUCUCAAGAACAGGUCGCUAGCUAUCAGGAGCAUACUCAAUACCAAGCAAGUCAACAGAGCUCUAACGGGAGUUCUGGAAGUAACACGGACGCAAGUCCUGCAAGUGGCCUAGUUGCAAUGGCGCCUCGGUCUCAACACCACUCGCAGCACCAGCAACACGGCAUUGAAAUCGUCUCCGGUCAUGAGCUUCUUGAUGGACCGGUGGACGUCAACGCACUGUCAUCUGCUCAUCAUAAUUCCAAUCUUCCUCAACAAGUACAGACGCAAGGAGAUGGUUCAUGUGCUUCGGAUACUGAUGCUACUAGUUAUGGUUAUGAUUUCAACGGGGUGGCCUCGCUCGAGGCGCAGAACGUGUACCAGAUGCACAUGGGCAUCGAUGCGGAUAUGGGCAACAGUUAUGGCGGUUAUGCAUGUGACACGCAGUCUUCGCAGGCCCAAGAUGGCAGUACCGGCAAUGGUUCCACCGAACAUGCCGGGGGACCGCGGUUCUCCUUCAGCGACUUCGUGCAUGGAUCACCGUUCGUCUCUGCGACCUCUGUUGCAAACUGAGCGUCCGCGUACGUCUCGGAAUUCUUUUGAUACUGGACAUCAUAAAAUUCGUGCAUUUACUGUUCUAGAUAUGUUCAACUUAUCCGUCCAACCCAGCUUCGGUAACCUACACGCAUUUUUAACACAAUUCAUUUCUUGCCCUCACUCGGUCUCUUUGCGCUCAUACUCUUCUAACUCAACUACCCAUUUUCGCUUCUUGCUUCUGCUCUCAUCAUGCUUGGAUCCUAAUCCAUAUACACUGAUCUCUAAGCUUUGUUGUUGUUACCCGUGUCGUCUUGUCUCAACUGUAGCAUUACUUGACCCCGUUGUUGUCUUCCGCAUCGAUGUCAUCGAUCCUGUUUAACUUGUUUUGUCGGUCUUUUCUUCGUGCUGGAAGUACUCCUCUUGUUGUCUGUCUGUUUCUUGUCUCGUACAACCCUGAUGUAGC
Molecule: messenger RNA, 3267 nt
Organism: Fomitiporia mediterranea MF3/22
Lineage: Eukaryota; Fungi; Basidiomycota; Agaricomycetes; Hymenochaetales; Hymenochaetaceae
Exons: 2
Coding region: 408-2840 (810 amino acids)
Biological process (GO): regulation of transcription by RNA polymerase II
Cellular component (GO): nucleus
Molecular function (GO): RNA polymerase II cis-regulatory region sequence-specific DNA binding; DNA-binding transcription factor activity, RNA polymerase II-specific
Source: RefSeq, a predicted model, not a curated record